UUUUCAUCAUCACUUCAUGAGAAAAAAAGUAUCUCUCUCUCUCUCUCUCUCUCUCUCUCUCUAAAAUCUCAACCCUUUUUUCUGUUUGUUGUCUCGUGAACCCACUCCGUUUUUCCCGGGAAAAAAACUGACACUUAUUCCGCCGCCGGAAAACUGACCACCAAACUAAUGGACGUUCACUUCUUGACUGAGAGGGUUCACUCAACCAAGCACCUCUCUCCUCUCCAAGCUUCUGAGAAUCAUUUGAACAUUGAUGAUCCAGAAGGAGAUGAAGAUGCAAGAGCUUGCUUUCCAUGCCCCUUCUGUUAUGUAGAUAUUGAAAUUGCGCUGCUUUGUAGUCAUCUGGAGGAAGAACACUGCUUUGACUUCAAAAACGCGGUUUGCCCUUUAUGUGCAGCAGAUCUAGGGAAAGAUGUGAGUGGACAUUUUACAGUGCAGCAUGCACAUUCAGUGAAGCAUAGAAGAAAGUCUCGGAAAUCAGGCUUCUGGACUAAUAGUUCUACAAUGCUGGGAAAGAACCUGGGGGAAUUGGGAGGAUUAGGCUCAUGUAUUGGUUCAAAUUCGAUGAAUGAUAGCCACAAUGUACUAGAAUCUGCACUUGAUCCCCUUCUUUCACCGUUUCUCUUCACAAAACCUGUUUCAAAUCCUAAAGGGAACCAACAAGGUGAAUGUUCUACUGAUGCGGAUUCAAUCACUUCUGAUGACAAAUGCACUGGGCCAUCAUCUAUAUUGGAUUGCACUGAAGAAGAGGAUUAUGAAGAGAGGAGGCAGAGAGCAGCAUUCUGUCAGGUUUUGGUCCUGUCAACCAUUUUGUAGAAUUUAACUGGUUCCCCAUCAAUGCAAAUGUUGGCUCACUCAAUUCAGUUAUCAAAGAUGGUAUAUCCACUACCCCACAAAAAAAAAUAUAAAUAUAAAAAUAAAAAUAAAAUUAUAAUAAAAAUGGUCGAGUCUUGCGCAGUUUUAGGAUGUCAGAUAGCUUUGGUAUUUAGUUCUGAGAAGAUAAUCUUAGUAAUGCUCAAGGAGUGUAUCAUGUUUAUGGCUUCAUUAUAGGCAUUGAGGAACUAUUUAUGUGUCAAUUUGUGUAUAGCUCUCUUUAUAUAAAUAUGGAGUAUUAUGCAAUGCAGUCUGUCAGGAACUGUAACAAACCCUCUCAUUAGAUGAUUCUUUUGCAUUUCA
Messenger RNA from Cornus florida, 1176 nucleotides. RefSeq names its product protein DEHYDRATION-INDUCED 19 homolog 5-like. The record is from RefSeq and is a predicted model, not a curated record. The transcript is spliced from 5 exons. Lineage: Eukaryota; Viridiplantae; Streptophyta; Magnoliopsida; Cornales; Cornaceae. The coding region runs from base 169 to 816 and encodes 215 amino acids.